Molecule: messenger RNA, 1755 nt
Organism: Coprinopsis cinerea okayama7#130
Lineage: Eukaryota; Fungi; Basidiomycota; Agaricomycetes; Agaricales; Psathyrellaceae
Exons: 2
Coding region: 1-1755 (584 amino acids)
Source: RefSeq, a predicted model, not a curated record
AUGUCCUACAAAGAAAUCGUCUUUACUGUGGCCGAAUUCCUCGCCACCUGCCUCGACAUCCACGCCUGGAUCGAUUACUACCAAAUUUUCCGCCCUCGCCUGCUCGAUCGCUCUAUUCCACAGCCCGAAGUCGACGCGAACAGGAUGGGCGCCUUCACCGAAGACCCACAGGUGUCCAUCGACCUCCAUAGGAUGGGGAUACCGGUUUGGCUGCUGCGUCCGUCACACGCCAUCCCGAAGGAAGGCAGCGGGCGUAUGAGCGUCGUGGUCGAGGGGAGCCAAGCCAUGAAACCACACAGCCUCGUUCUCGAGGACUUCAACAACGGCGGCAAGCCCGAUCCUUUCCACACUAUCGCGAGAGGGCUGCCAUCCACAGACCUGUACGAAUCGAUGCACCGCCUCGUGUGUCGCGUACCAGACCUGCGCAUCGGCUCCGCUAUGGGAGCGUCUGAAUGGCUUGGAAAGGAGAGAUGGAGAGCCGCAGCAGAAGUGCAAGCCGCCCCUGAAUCAACCAACGGAGGAGCUGACCGCCGCCAACACCCACCCUGCCGUACAUCACCUUACACGCCUUCAGGAAGCCGCCCAUCUUCAUCCACCGCCGUACCAACAGACCGUUCCAAACUGCUGCCGAAGUUGUCGCCGGAGCAGAGGAAUCGCUUCCGUGAAGUAAACGUCGACUACUGGCCACCGGCGAUCCAUGCGUGGCAACAAGCGCUGUCGACGGUGGAUAUCGACAAACCUCGCGAGAAGAAGGAUGGAGAUCGUCUCGGAUUUGGCCUACCUGACCCAUUCGCCUUCUUGAAACAGCAAGACCGGUUCCAUGUUUGCCUCGCAUGGCUCAUGUCUCGACCGAUUCACAUCAAUCGGUUGCUCGAAUCCACAGACAUCACCGGCGCGCAACCCCCUCCAAACCUUUCCGCUUUCCAUUGGCGAAAUUUCCUCUAUGGCUUAAAGGUCAAGCACAAUCUGUUUGAGAUCAGCCCGACGCCCACACCUGAUGCAUCUCAACCCGGCGUGCCCUCGACAACUGCCAAGCCCCCGGGUUCUGGUAAGAGACGACGGAAUAACAAGGAUUCCCGCGACUCCAACCCGCAUUUCGACUCUCUCCUCGAACUGUUGACGGCAACUCCGCCCACGCCGACUUCGACUUCAUCAAUUUGUUGGGGUGACUAUACCAUCCCGAUGACCUCUCUUGCCGCCAGCCGCCAAAUGUUUACCCCCAAUUUCUUUGCAGAAGUUUUGUGGGAACUCCACGAAACCAAUUUCCGCCUUGAACUUCUUUUCCUCGAUAGGGCUUUGGCUCCUCACAAGUGGAUUGAAGGCAGCGAUGAACAGCUCGUGGUGGAGCGUGCACAACGGGACAUCGCCGUACGUAAAUGCUUCGCCCGAGAAUCCGAUGGUUCCAUUGCACCAAGCUACGUGGUUGGCGUGAUUCCGAACACGAACAGAGGUUGGGCGGCGCAGGACUGGAGUGUUCGUCGAGAGGUAGCAAUGGGUCUGCUCCGCUUGAUGAAGGAUUGGGAUGGGUGCAGCGAUGAAGUUCGAAAUUAUCGCUUGGGUUAUUGCGAGUCGAGUACCGCUAAGCUCGAGACCCUCGUCACCUCCACCUACUGUCAACGUUUCUUCGACCAAUUCGGACGGGCACCCAUUCUUCCUCGGCGCCUACCUCUUACAUCCACUCAGCGUACACACCCUGUUCCUUUGAAUGCCAUUUCGCUCGUGGGGAAGACCUCUGUGAUUCCAUCGUCGUGGUAA